This is a messenger RNA of Vespa velutina, 1994 nucleotides long. RefSeq names its product 39S ribosomal protein L32, mitochondrial (gene mRpL32). The transcript is spliced from 4 exons. The coding region runs from base 289 to 894 and encodes 201 amino acids. Gene Ontology annotation, biological process: translation. Gene Ontology annotation, molecular function: structural constituent of ribosome. The record is from RefSeq and is a predicted model, not a curated record. NCBI's taxonomy places the organism in Eukaryota, Metazoa, Arthropoda, Insecta, Hymenoptera, Vespidae. Gene Ontology annotation, cellular component: mitochondrial large ribosomal subunit.
UUUUCUUUCUAAUUCUAAUUAAAUGUUAAAGUAAUUACAUAUCAAAUAUAUUAGUAUUUUUAGUAUAUACAAAAUAUUUGUCAUACAUUAAAUCGAUCGUUAGGUUACUCGUGAAGUGAGUGAAAUAACCUAAGAAGCUUAUAUACGAAUAUUACACUAUUUCCCUACAGUGUUAUUUCCCUAUAGUGCUUGUAGUUCAUAUUUUGUCUAUACUUAUCACUAAAGUUACUCACGCUUCGAGCGCAAUUUAAGCAAGUUUAAUUAUAUUCUUCAUAGAAUUUUUACAUAAUGACAAUUUCUAUGAUAAAACGAUUAACUUCUGCUUUUCAAAAAAUUGAGCAAACAUUACACAUAAUUUUUAAUCGUAGAUUUCCUCCAGAAGCAUUAUGUGCAAUAGAUUAUAAUGGGUUAAAUCUUCCAUGCACUGUAAACAAUCGUGGUCGAUUUUCUCUAAAAGACAUCAUUGGAGAUGGAUUUUUGUGGGGAGUUCCAACAUUAAGACGUACCAUUGAAAAACGUAUGAGUAGAAGAUAUGGACAUCCAAAAUAUAACUGGAAACCACCUAUUCCAAAAACUAAUAUUUUGAUGUGUCCCAAUUGUGGUAGUCAUCACGAGGCUGGACUUUUAUGUGGAUAUUGUUAUGAAAAAGUAAAAAUAGAAACAAAAGAAAUCCAAGAUGCCAUCCAACAAAAAUUAGGAUUAAGUCCAGUUGAGGAAAAUGUCAUUGUUAUUUAUGAAGGAGAAAAAGAAGGCAAGACGGAUGACUUCUGGAAGAACCAGAAAGUAAUAGAGAUGCCAAAGAAACGACCUGAAUGGUUUCAUGAAAAUCUUCUUGAACCAUCUACAGUUGAACCUUCCGAUAGUAAGGAUAUAAAACCGUCACAACUUGCUUAAAACAAUUCAAAGUAUUUUCUAUAGAAGUUAUUUGAACAUUUAUUGUACUCCUUUUUUUAAUGCUAUUUUAAUCAUUACAGAGAUUUAAUUUUUAUUAAACAAUCUAUAAUAUCUUUGUAAUGUCAGUAUGUUAACUUGAUUUGAUUUAGAAAUAUUUUUUAUUGUGAAAAUAAGUAGUAUAUUUGUAAAUAAUUUCUAUAUCCAGCAGUAUGCAAGAUACAAAUAUAUAAUCUAUAGUAAAAUAUUUGUUGGCUAUUCAUUCUUCAUAAUGAUGCAAUAAUGUAUCAACAUUUUAUAGAAUUCACUGAUUGAAAACAAUGUUAUAAAUAAGGCAAAUAGAUCUAUGAGAAUUAUCAAUUAUUUACAUAUUUUACUAUCUUGUACUUAUCCAACAGUAACUUAGACUGCAUUAAUAAAUUGACAACAGAUUUGAUAGAAUUGCUUUUCAUCACUUUUCUAUACAUAGGAUUAAUGUACAAGUUCAAACCCAUCUACAGAUGUAUCUUUCGUAAAAUGACUCAAAACAUGUUCAUGAAAUUCUGCAAAUGGGAUAGACUUUCCAUAAAAAAAUCCACAUAAUGGACAAAUUUUAUCAUCAGUAUCUGAAUUUUCAGUAGCACAUUUUUCUAAAGAUAAACUUAUUGGUGGUAAACUUGUUUGUGUUGAACCAUGUUCUUGAAAACUGUCAGCUGAAUUAAAUUGUAUUCCUAUAUGCACAACUUUUUUAUUCGCAUUUUUACGGCAACCAUUACACAUUCCUCCUAUAAAAAUAUUAUAUGUUGUACCUUACAAAAUGAUGCUUUGAAAGAUAACUAAAAAAAGAUGUUAUUUAUAUAUAUGAAUUUACAUACCUCUUUUAAUUUUUUUCAUAUUCUGUAUAGCUCUUUUCAAUCUAUUCUGUUGUGCUAAUAAGGCAUCCUUUGUUUGUGAUAAUCUUACAUCAUGUUGUUUUAAUUGUUCUAAUGAAUCUGUAUCAGAAUCUUCUGGAUAAGUGAAACCAAUAUUUUGUAAAUUUAAGUCAGCGUUGUUUUGUAAUUCUACCAUCUAAUACAUAAAAUUGUUAUAUUAUUUUAUGAUAAAUAUAUAUUAUAUGAUAAAUA